This is a messenger RNA of Raphanus sativus (radish), 6796 nucleotides long. RefSeq names its product scar-like domain-containing protein WAVE 5. Gene Ontology annotation, cellular component: cytoskeleton. Gene Ontology annotation, molecular function: Arp2/3 complex binding; protein kinase A regulatory subunit binding. The coding region runs from base 61 to 6618 and encodes 2185 amino acids. The record is from RefSeq and is a predicted model, not a curated record. Gene Ontology annotation, biological process: actin cytoskeleton organization; positive regulation of Arp2/3 complex-mediated actin nucleation. NCBI's taxonomy places the organism in Eukaryota, Viridiplantae, Streptophyta, Magnoliopsida, Brassicales, Brassicaceae. The transcript is spliced from 7 exons.
UUUCAUUUCAUUUUCCUACGGGGGAGAGAGAGAGAGAGAAACCAGAGAGAGAAAACGACAAUGCCGUUGGUGAGGUUCGAGAUACGGAACGAGCUCAGCUUAGGUGGGCCUGAGCUAAACCGUAGCCCCGCCGUGGAAUACGAGGAACCUAAAGCGAUUCUCGGCGCCGUUGAAGUUGCUGGACUCGUCGGGAUCCUUCGUCAGCUAGGCGAUCUCGCCGAAUUUUCGGCUGAAGUGUUUAAUGGGAUACAAGAAGAAGUGACUGUAACGGCUUCUAGGUGUCAGAAGCUGACAAGCCGUGUUAAGCGGAUAGACUCGGCGUUGUCACCUCUUGAAAAGGCUGUCCUCUCACAGACUAGCCACAUCCAUUUUGCAUACACUGCAGGCUGUGAGUGGCAUCCUCGUAUAAGGAAUGGGCAAAGGCAUUUUGUUCAGAGUGAUUUGCCACUUUGUGUUAUGGAAACAUAUGAACAGUGCAGAGAUCCUCCUCCUUUGCAUCUGCUUGACAGAUUUGAUGCAGGUGGUCCUGGGUCGUGUCUGAGAAAAUACUCAGACCCAACUUUCUUUAGAAAGGAAGUCGGCAACCAUAGUAAAGCAGAUGAUGUCAAGUCCCAGAAAGAUCAGACGCAUCGCAAAAGAAAGAAAAAGAGGUUACCGCAAAGAAACAUUUGCAGAUCACGUGCUGUGUCUACGUCCGAUGACACUAAUGGGGCUCGUCUCAGUUCUCUUACUGAUGACAUACCGACCACUUCUCAGAGUACUUCCACAGUUGACAUGCCCCGUAGCUCUAAUAUGCAGGAUCUAUCUGGCAGUAUAGAUCAAUCUCAUUUGCAAGAGCAGUCAAAUUCGCAAGAACAAAGCGAAGCACAAGUACAAUCAGAUUUACAAGAGUCAUCAAGACCUCGUGAUUCUAUAACUGGUUCAGGUUAUAUAGAGUAUGUCAUCAAUCACAGUCCUGUGAAUAAGCCUGACGUGAAGCUACUGGAGGGAUCUCUUCCUAGUUCCUUACAACCUGCGGAUAGAAUAGGUUCAGCUGUUCCUCAAGGCCGCGUUGAAGUUGUAGAUGACAAUAUUCUAUGUAGUCCCUCAAAAGAGAUAAAUGUGCCUUAUGCUUCUAUUGUUUGUGAUGAGAAGAAGGAAGCACUUGAAUCGAAGGCUGAGAAAAGUAACAAAGACGAAGAAGCGUCAGAGAUACAUGAGCCAAAAAUUGGUCCAGGAACACCAGACAGAGUGAAGCAAAAUCAAAGGGACUUUGAUAGGACGUACGAUUUUUUCGACGAGGUAUGUAUUGUGGGAGAAAAACAAAGUAAGAGCCAGGACAACAGUAUUGAUGAAAAGCCAAGAAUUGAGAGCGAAGAAGAAAAUACGAGUGAAGCAGAUGAGUUUGUAGAUGCACGUAAUACAAUUGAAUCUGAAUCAGAAAGUGAGCUUGAUGGAAUACCAAAACCAAAACUGGAGCAUUAUUUUGGGGACAUCAGCACUUAUUGUUCUGAAGAUGCUAGCAGUGACAACAAUGGUGGAUCAGAAGAUAUACCAUUUGAAGAACUGGUAGAAGAUCCACGCCAUGACAACUCCCUAGAUGAAUCUUGUUCAGUUUCCUACCCUCCUGAUGAUGCAAGUGUUUCUUGUUGCCAGUCAGAUCCAGUGUGUGGGAAAGUUCUGUCUCAUGAUGAAACUUUUCGAAAUCCAAGGGAAUUUUCUGCCAUGCGUCCUUGGUUGGCAGGAGACUGUGCUAGUGAAAAGAUCUCAUUUGAAGAACUUAUUUCCUCAGACAUGUCUCUGAAAGAUGCUAUUCCUGCUGAAAAGAUCUUGCCAGAAGAACAUCUGGCCAACUAUCCAUCUCUUGCAGAAGCUGUUUCUCAUGAAAAGAGCUUGCCAGGAGAGUCUGUUGCCAAAUACCCGUCUUUUGCAGAAAUUGUACCCUCUGAAAGGAUCUUUCCCGAAAACUCUCUUCCUGAAAUUCGGUCUUUGGCAGAAGCUGUGCCUGAAAAUAUGGCCCCAGCAGAAGAACCUGGUGCUGCUCAUCCAUCUUUUCCCAAAGCUGUUCAGGAAAAUAAAAUUUCACCUGAAGUUCUUGAUUCCACAGAUUUGUCUGGCACAGUGCCAGAAGCUGUUUCAGAAGAGCAAAUAUCAUUUGAAGGAUCUGUUAGUGUAUCUCCGUGUUUGGCAGAAGUUUUUCCUGAUGAAAGGUUCUUGACAGAAGAACCAGAAGAAAUUGCCACCGCAGGUAUGUCUUCGUCAAAGGUCAUGUCUGCAGAAAAAUUAUUCCCAGAAACAACUUUGGAAGCGCCUCAGGAUUUGCCUGAAGAAAAUAUAUUGCGAGAAAAAUCUGUUGAUUAUACACAUCCAUCUUGUGCCAAAGCUGUUUCUCCUAAAGAAAAUCUAUCACCACAAGUUCUUGAUUCCGCAAAUUUGUCUGUGGCAGAAGCUGUUUCACAUGAGCAGAUCAGACUUGAAGAGUCUGGUGGCAUAUGUCCGUGUUCGGCAGAAGCUGUUCCUGAUGAAAAUUUCUUGACAGAAGAACGAGAAGAAGCUGCCACCACAUGUAUUAUGUCUUCGUCGAAAGUCAUGCCUGUCGAAAAAUUCUUGCCAGAAAAACCUUUAGAAGCGUAUCAUUAUUUGCCAGAAUUGCCUCAAGAAAAGAUGUUGGCAGAAGAAUCUGUUAGUUCUGCUCCUCCAGACGAAAAUCUAUCACCGGAAGUUCUUGAUUCAACAAAUGUGUCUGCGGCAGAAGCUGUUCCACAAGAGCAAAUCGGACUUGAAGAAUUUCUUGGCAUAGAUGCGUAUUUGGCGAAAGCUGUUCCUGAUGAAAGGGGUUUGCCCGAAGAACCUGUCACCACAUGGAUGUCUUUGACAAAAGCCGAGGCCAAUGAAAAGAACUUGCCAGAAGAGCCUUUGGAAAGAUAUCCUCCUUUGGCAGAAUUGCCUGAAGAAAACAUUUUUCAUGAAGAAACUGGUGAUGCCACACAUUCAUCUGAGUCAGUUAUUGAUGAAAAAAUCUCACCAGAAGUUUCUAGUUUAUCUUUGGAAGAAACUCUUCCACAAGAGAAAAUCUCACUUGAAGAAUUUGUUGGCAUAGAUCCGUGCUUGGCAGAAGCCGUUCCUGAUGAAAGGCUCUUGCCAGAAGAAGCUGUCACCACAUGCCUCUUUUUGAGAAAAGCUGCUACAAUUGAAGAAGUCUUGCCAGAAAAACCUUUGGAAACAUAUCCCUCUUUUGAUGAAUUUCCUGAUGAAAAGAUCAUGCUCCAAGAGGCUGAUGAUGCCAUCCAUCUAUCUGUUUCUGAAGCUGUUAGCGAUGAACAAGUCUCACCAGAAGUUCCUGAUUCCACAAAUUUCCCUGCUGCUAUAGCUCUUCCGCAGGAGCAAAUCGUACGUGAAGAAUUUGUUGGCAAUCCAUGUAUGACGGAAGCUGUUCCUGAUAAGAGGGUUUUGCCAGAAGAACCUGUCACUACAUGUCUCUCUUUAACAAAAGCUGCGACAAUUGAAGGAGCCUUGCCAGAAGAGCCUUUGGAAACAUAUCCUCCUUUCGCAGAAUUGCCUGAAGAAAAGAUCGUGUUCGAAGAAGCUGAUGAUGCCACCCAUUCAUCUGUUUCUGAGGCUAUUAGUGAUGAACAAAUCUCACCAGAGGUUCUUCAUUCGGAAAAAUUUCCGGCAGCAGCUCCUCCGCAGGAGCAAAUCGCACUUGAAGAAUUUGUUGGCAACCUUUGUCUGACAGAUGCUGCUCUUGAUAAGAGGGGUUUGCCAGAAGAACCUGUCACUACAUGUCCCUCUUUGACAAAAGCUGCGACAAUUGAAGAAGUCUUGCCAGAAAAACCUUUGGAAACAUAUUUUUCUUUCGCAGAAUUGCCUGAAGAAACGAUUGUGCAAGACGAAGCUGAUUAUGCCACUCAUCCCUCUGUUUCUGGAGCUGGUAAUGAUGAAAAAAUCUCACCAGAAGUUCUUGAUUCAACAUUUUUUCCUGUGGCAGCAGCUCUUCCACAAGAGCAAAUCUUACUUGACGAAUUUGUUGGCAAUCCAUAUCGGGCAGAAGCUGUUCCUGAUAGUAAGGUUUUGCCAGAAGAGUCUGUCACCACAGGUAUGUCUUCAAUGAAACCGCAGCCUAUUCAAGAACUCUUGCCAGAAGAACCUGUAGAAGCGUAUGUUUCUUUGGAAAAAUCGCCUGAAGAUGAGACCUCACAAGAAAAAUCUGAUGAUGACACACGUCCAUCUUGUGCCGAAGCUGAAAGUAAUAAAAACAUCGUGCAAGAUGUUCUUGAUUCCGAAAUAUUGUCCGUAUCAGAAGCUAUUACACAAGAGAAAAUUGAACUUGAAGAAUUUGUUGGCGUAGAUCCUUGUUUUGCAGAAGCUAUUUCUGAUGAAAGGGUUUUGCCAGAAAAAGCUGUACCUGAUGAAAGGGUUUUGGCAGAAGAAGCAGCUGUUCCUGGUGAAAGGUUUUUGCCAGAAGAAGCUGUCACCACAAGUUCGUCUUUGACAAAGGUAGCGCCCAUCGUAAAGAUCUUACCAGAAGGACCGUUGGAUAUGUAUCCUUCUUUGGAAGAAUUGCCAGAAGAGAAGAUCUCAGAAGAAUUAGAACUUAAUGAUGACACACAUCCAUGUAUUUCUGAAGCUGUUGGUGAUGAAAAGAUCUCGCUACUAGAACAACCUGGUUCCACAUAUCCAUCUUUGGAAGAGUCUGUUCCGCCCGAGAAAACCUCAGAUGAAGAAACUGGUGGCACAAACCCAUUUUUGGAACUAGCUGUUCCCAACGUAAGCAGUUUUCAAGACAAUCAGGGCGUCGCACUUCAGUCUUCAGCAGAAGCUGUUUCUAAGGAAAAGAACUUGCCAGAAGAAUCCUUACUUGCAUAUUUUUCUUUGGCAGAAGAUGUUUUUGAUGAAAAGACCUCAGGCUCAGAAGCUCCUGGUUACACAACAGAAGCUGGUCCACACUACACUGAAGAACCUAUUGCCACGGAUCUGUCAUUGGACGAAUCUAUUUCAGAUAAAGAGCUCCCCGGCUUAGAAGCUCCUGCUCCCACAACAAAAACUGGCCCACACAACAAAUCUUUCCCUGAAGAACCUGUUGCCACAUAUCUCUCCUUGGCAGAAGCUGUACCUGAAGAAAAGAUCUCUCUAGAAGAAAUCUUUACCACAUGUCCACCGUCUGCAGAAGCUGUUUUUGAUGAAGAGAUUUCAGGCGCAGAAGCUCCUGGGUACACAACAGUAGCUGGUCCACACAACACUGAAGAACCUGUUGCCACGGAUCUAUCAUUGACCGAAUCUGUUUUUGAUGAAAAGAUCCCCGGCUUAGAAGCUCCUGUUUCCACAGCAGAAACUGGUCUACACAAUAAAACUUUCACUGAAGAACCCGUUGCCACCUAUCCGUCCUUGGAAGAACCUGUUCCAGAUGACAAUGUUCUGCCAAAAGAACCGGCCCCUGCAUUUCUGGAUUUGUCGGAAGGUAUUCCUGACCAACAAGUAUUUCUGGACGAUGCCGCAUUUCUAUCUUUUGCAGAAGCUAUUUUCGACCAAAAGUUCUCACCAGAAGUUCCCGAUUCCAUGGAUCUUCCUUCAAAAGACAGAUUGGGAAAAGAAGUUGAAACAUCAGAUGAUACAAUUGUUGAACCAGUAAAUAUAUGGAGCAAUGGGGGACUCCUUGGACUUGCGCCAUCGAAACCUCCAGUUUUUGCUGAGCCUAAGUCUGUAAGCGAACAUAUACAGAACGAGAUCAGUGAAGCUAGUGUUAUUGCUACAACUACAAGGAAGCAGGGAACAUCGAGCAGAUCAGUUGAAGAUACUGAGAAGAGUUCACUUCCGUUAGUUGUGUCAGAUCCCGGGGCACAAAAACAAAGCAACAUGUUGAGUCAUUCUAAUGGAUCUCUCUCUCCUCUGCAGAGCACUGCAACAUCAUUCAAAGUCUUUGGCUUGAGUCAUAGAUUACUCAUGGCUGGGUUUCGUGGAAACUCUUCCUCAACUUACAAAUUUGAAUCCAUACCUACUACAAGCUAUGAUACCAAAGCAGCAGCUAUCGAAGACAAGACUCAACAAACUCCUUCCCGUGGCCCUAGCUUUGAGGAACAAUUGGCUUAUGAAUCAUCUCUCUUUGGCUCGACUUCAUCACCACCUGUUGAACAUAUGAAAAUAUCAUUCAACCCAAUAGAUCCAUCCCCAGUUUCCAAAUUGAAACUGAGGAUCCCUUGCCAACCUCAGUACAACGGUGAAAAUGUGGACACGUUCCCUUCGUUUCAGUUAGUUCCAGAGGCUAGCAACUCCGAUAACGAUGACGACGAGAACAGCGACAUCUUUUGUCAGUCAUCUCCUGGUGUUUCAGACAAUUGCUUGUCGGAUUCUGAGCUGUGGGAAUCUGAUGAAAGCCCUAGAGAAUCUGCAUCAAGGUUGAAGCAAGGUGGACAAAGAAGCACACAUGGCGAUAUGGGUUCCUUUCCCGGUUCGUUUCUUGAUCUUCCAUGUUUCGACUCUGUAGAUCACCACUCCACCUUGCCAAGCGUAGAGCAAGAGCAAGAGCAAGAGCAAGAGCGAGAACAAGUUCCAGAAUAUAAACCAUCUGUUUCAGAGAUCAUCCGUGAUUGGCCACCAAACCAACCAAACGAAAACGCUGUUCUGAAGAAAACGCAAACUUAAUCCGUCAGGCUGUAGCUCCGGUUGAACGAUGGUGAAAGAUAAAAAGGUCGUUGUACAUUCAUUCCUCUCUGUGAAUCUAAGAUUCCAAAUCUCAUUUUAUGUAAUACAAAAACAAAAGUUAUCUAUCAGAAAUUCAAGUUAAUUCUCAGAGAAAAGAUAAAUAUAUUAUUUUUAAUUA